Molecule: messenger RNA, 6014 nt
Organism: Sorex fumeus (smoky shrew)
Lineage: Eukaryota; Metazoa; Chordata; Mammalia; Eulipotyphla; Soricidae
Gene: FLT1
Product: fms related receptor tyrosine kinase 1
Biological process (GO): cell migration; positive regulation of angiogenesis; multicellular organism development
Cellular component (GO): signaling receptor complex; plasma membrane
Molecular function (GO): ATP binding; vascular endothelial growth factor receptor activity
Source: RefSeq, a predicted model, not a curated record
AUGAGGGGUGGGGGACCCCUUGACGUCACUAGAAGGAGGUGCCGGGGUAGGAAGUGGCCGGGGAAAGGUUAUAAAUCGCCCCGGCCCGCGGCUGGCCGGCAGCGAGGUCCGUCGGCGGGGAGGACCGGGGCGCGCCGUGCUGAGCCUCCAGGAGCGGCGACUCGGAGCGGGCUCCGGGACGGGCGCGGGGCUGCGAGGAACGCCGGGACGUGGCGGGCUCGGCGGCCGGAGCGGCGGACGCGGCGCGAGAGGAGCGGCUGGGGCGGCGGGGUCGGCGGCCACCGGGGAGCAGGCCGCGUCGCGCUCACCAUGCGCAGCUGCGGGGACGCCGGGGCGCUGCUGUGCGCGCUGCUCGCCUUUCUGCGGCUCCCAGGAUCUAGUUCAGGCUCAAAAUUGAAAGGUCCUGAACUGAGUUUCAGAAGCAGCCAGCACGUUCUCCAAGCAGGCCAGACCCUGUAUCUCAAAUGCAGGGGAGAUGCAGCCCAUUCCUGGUCUCUGCCUGAAACAGUGAACAGGGAGAGCAAGAGGCUGAGCAUAAGUGAUUCUGUCUGUGGAAGGAACAGCAAACAGUUCUGCAGUACUCUGACCUUGAACAUGGCUCAGGCAAACCACACUGGCUUCUAUAGCUGCAAAUAUCUAUCUAUUCCUGCUUCAAAGAAGAGGAGAAUUGAAUCUUCAAUCUAUAUAUUUAUUAAUGAUACAGGUAGACCUUUCAUAGAAAUGCACAGUGACAUCCCUGAAAUUCUGUAUAUGACUGAAGGAAAGGAGCUCAUCAUACCCUGCCGGGUCUCAUCACCCAACAUUACUGUUACUCUAAAAAAGCUUCCUAUGGAGACUCUUAUCCCUGAUGGGAAAAGGAUAACCUGGGACAGUAGGAAAGGUUUUAUAAUAUCUACUGCCACUUACAAAGAAAUUGGGCUUCUGGCUUGUGAAACUACUAUCAAUGGGCACUUGUAUCGAACAAACUAUCUCACAUAUCGACAAACCAACACCAUCUUAGAUGUCCACAUGAGCAGGCCCGGCCCAGUCAAAUUACUUAAAGGACACACUCUUACCCUCAACUGUACUGCGACCACUCCCUUGAAUGCAAGAGUUCAGAUGACAUGGCAUUACCCUGGUGAUACCCAUCAGAGAGCCUCUAUAAGAAACAGACUUGACAAAAGCAAUUCCAACUUCAAUGUCUUCUACAGUGUUCUUGUGAUUGACAAAGUGCAACACAAAGACAGAGGACUUUAUACUUGCCACGUGAGGAAUGGCCCUUCUUUGAAAUCUGCCAACACCUCAGUGCAUGUCUAUGAUAAAGCAUUCAUCACUGUGAAGCAUCGAGAUGAGCAGGUGCUUGAAACUGUGGCUGGCAGACGAUCUUACCGGAUCUUUAUGAAAGUGAAGGCAUUCCCCUCACCAGAAGUUGUGUGGCUAAAAGACGGGUUACCUACAACUGAGAGAUCCGCUCGCUACUUGGUCCGUGGCUACUCAUUAAUUAUCAGAGAUGUAACUGCAGAAGAUUCUGGGGAUUAUACAAUCUUGCUGAGAAUAAAGCAGUUUAAUGUCGUUAAAAACCUCACCGCCACUCUCAUUGUCAAUGUGAAACCCCAGAUUUACGAAAAGUCUGUGUCAUCGUUCCCAGAACUCGCACUCUACCCACUGGGCAGCAGACAGAUCCUCACUUGUACCAUUUAUGGUAUCCCUCAGCCUACAAUCAAGUGGUCCUGGCAUCCCUGUAACCAAAAUCAUUCCAAAGCAAGGUCUGAUUCUUGUUCCAGGAGCGAAGAGUCCUUUAUCCUGGACUCUAACAACAUCAUAGGAAACAGAAUUGAGAGUAUCACUCAGCGUAUCGCAAUCAUAGAAGGAAAGAACAAGACGGCGAGCUCCUUGAUUGUGGCUGACUCUAAAAUAUCUGGAAUCUACAGUUGCAUGGCUUCCAAUAAAGUAGGAACUGUGGAGCGAAGCAUAAGAUUUUAUGUCACAGAUGUGCCAAAUGGAUUUCAUAUCAACUUGGAAAAAAUGCCUGCAGAAGGAGGAGACCUGAAACUGUCUUGCACAGUUAAUAAGUUCUUAUACAGAGACAUUACUUGGAUUUUGCUGCGAACAGUCAAUAAUCGAACAAUGCAUCACAGUAUUAGCAAGCAAAAAAUGGCUGUCACAAACGAGUACUCCGUUACUCUUAAACUCGUCAUCAAGAAUGUGUCCCUGGAAGAUUCAGGCACCUAUGCCUGCAGAGCCAGAAACAUAUUCACAGGGGAAGAAACCCUGCAGAAGAAAGAAGUUACAAUUAGAGAUCAGGAAGCUCCCUACCUCCUGCGAAACCUGAGUGACCACUCCGUGUCUGUCAGCAGCUCCACCACCUUACACUGUCAGGCUAACGGGGUACCCGAGCCUCAGAUAACCUGGUUCAAAAACAACCACCAAAUACAGCAAGAGCCUGGAAUUAUUUUAGGACCAGGAAGCAGCACGCUGUUUAUUGAAAGAGUCACAGAAGAGGAUGAAGGUGUCUAUCACUGCAAAGCCACCAACCAGAAGGGCUCUGCAGAGAGUUCGGCAUACCUCACGGUUCAAGGGACUUCAGACAAGUCUAACCUGGAGCUGAUCACGCUGACAUGUACCUGUGUGGCUGCCACUCUCUUCUGGCUCCUAUUAACUCUCUUUAUCCGAAAACUAAAAAGGUCUUCUUCAGAAAUAAAGACUGACUACCUCUCCAUUAUAAUGGACCCAGACGAAGUUCCCUUGGAUGAACAGUGCCAGCGGCUCCCUUAUGAUGCCAGCAAGUGGGAGUUUGCCCGGGAAAGGCUCAAACUGGGCAAAUCACUCGGAAGGGGCGCUUUUGGAAAAGUGGUCCAAGCAUCUGCAUUUGGCAUUAAGAAAUCACCCACCUGCAGGACAGUGGCUGUAAAAAUGCUGAAAGAGGGGGCCACAGCCAGUGAACACAAAGCUCUGAUGACUGAGCUCAAGAUCCUGACCCACAUCGGCCACCACCUCAAUGUGGUCAAUCUGCUCGGAGCCUGCACCAAGCAAGGAGGGCCCCUGAUGGUGAUCGUUGAAUACUGCAAAUAUGGAAAUUUAUCCAACUACCUCAAGAGCAAACGAGACUUGUUCUUUCUCAAUAAGGAUGCGGCGUUACACCUGGAGCCCAAGAAGGAGAAGAUGGAGCCAGAUGGGGAGCAAGUGCAGAAACAAAGACUAGAGAGCGUCACCAGCAGCGAAAGCUUCGCAAGCUCUGGCUUCCAGGAAGAGAAAAGUCUGAGCGAUGUGGAGGAAGAGGAGGACCCCGAUGAUUUCUACAAGCAGCCCAUCACGAUGGAAGAUCUGAUUUCCUACAGUUUCCAAGUGGCCAGAGGCAUGGAGUUUCUGUCUUCCAGAAAGUGCAUCCAUCGUGACCUGGCCGCGCGGAAUAUUCUUUUAUCUGAGAACAAUGUGGUGAAGAUUUGCGACUUUGGCCUGGCCCGGGAUAUUUACAAGAACCCUGACUAUGUGAGAAAAGGAGAUACUCGACUUCCCCUGAAGUGGAUGGCUCCUGAGUCCAUCUUUGACAAGAUCUACAGCACAAAGAGUGACGUGUGGUCCUACGGGGUUCUCCUGUGGGAGAUCUUCUCCCUGGGAGGGUCCCCAUACCCAGGUGUGCAGAUGGACGAGGAUUUCUGCAGCCGCCUCAAGGAUGGCAUGAGGAUGCGGGCCCCUGAGUACGCCACUCCGGAAAUCUACCAGAUUAUGCUGGACUGCUGGCACAAAGAUCCAAAGGAAAGGCCAAGGUUUGCAGAACUUGUGGAAAAACUGGGUGAUUUACUUCAAGCAAAUGUACAACAGGAUGGUAAAGAUUACAUUCCGCUAAAUGCCAUACUGACCGGAAAUAGUGGGUUUACUUACUCAACUCCUGCCUUCUCUGAGGACUUCUUCAAGGAAGAUACUUCAACUCCAAAGUUUAAUCCAGAAAGUUCUGAUGAUGUUAGAUAUGUAAAUGCUUUCAACUUCAUGAGCGUGGAAAGAAUCAAAACCUUUGAGGAACUCUCGCCAAAGGUCACCUCCAUGCUUGAUGAUUACCGGAUGGACCACGGCACCCUGCUGGCCUCGCCCUUGCUGAAGCGCUUCACCUGGACUGAGAGCAAACCCAAGUCCUCGCUCAAGUUUGACUUGAGAGUGACCAGCAAGAGCAAGGAGUCUGGACUUUCUGACCUCACCAGGCCUCCUCCCUGCCAUGCCAGCUGUGGGCACAUCCAGAAAGACCAUCGCAGAUUCACCUACGACAACUCAGAGCUGGAGAAGAUCCCAUGCUGUUCUCCUCCCCCAGACUACAACUCGGUGGUCUUAUAUUCCACCCCACCUGUCUAGAGUGUGACACACACAGCCUUACUUCUAGAACCACGUGUGUAGUUAUACCCCAGAAAACUAGCUUCCGCCAGUAUUAUACAUAUAUCAAAUUCACACCUUUCCCUAUCCACAGCAGUAUUUUCCCCUUUUGACUAACAAGAAUGUAACCCCAGAUAAAUCGUGACAAGUGAGGAAUACUACUGCCAAACCCUCCCGUGACUGCCAAACUCCUCUCGAGACAGCUUUUCAAAGGACUGCCCUCCUCCUACUCUAGAGUGCUCAGGUAGUGGGUCUGGUGGGGGGUGGGGGGGAACUCAGGAGGUGUACCCGGUCACGUGGUGCAGUGUGGGCUCCAUGGAGCCUAGGCUGUCGCCCUAGACCCAGCAGCUGCCACAGCCAAGUCUGCUGUCUCUAGUGGACAAGGGCAUCACAGGAAAGGAAAAUGAGGAGGGGAGAGAGACGAGGGAAACAGCCAGUGCAGGAGGAAGAACUUGAGCCAGACACAAGCAUAGGGAGUGGGAGAGGGAUGUGAUAGCAGCAAUGCUUCUCCAGGGGCUGCCACACACUCUCCCAACCCAGCUCCCUUUGAGAACCCAGCCGUGGAGCAGACAGCAAAGAAGGACAGGGGGACAUUUUAAGGCACAUUGAGAUGCCAAAGUUUUAAAACUUUGUCCACAGGGCUAGGUCUGUCCCCACUGCUACACUUGGCACAUUUUUGUUGUUUUGUUUGCAUUCUAGCACUGGGGCGAUGCUCGAGUCUCAGCCUGCACAGCUGGGUCUUCUAGCAAAAAACACUGGAAUCUUACCGUGAGCUAAGUUGGGGCCAUGUGGUGGCCUGACACUGGGCAUACUGUGCAUUGUGAGAUGACUGGAAGUAGUUCUGUCUGUUAGGAGUAUCUGUGGGGCUUAAAUCCACUUUCAGACACAAUGCCAGAAUCUGAUUAUUCAUGUAAAGAUGCCUAACUCAGUUUCUUCUAUUAGCCUGUAUCAUAGUUAUAAAAGGAAGCCGAAAAUAGAAAUGCUAUCAUGCAAAAGGAUUUCAGUGAAACUAGGAAAGACAGAAUUUAGGAAUUUGAAAGGAAAGAUAAGAGGAAAAUAUGAUAUAAGAUUUAUUAUUAAAUCUCCAUACCUACCAGACCAACUCUGAAACAUUUGGGGCUGAACAAGGCAUAGGAAGCCAAUCUGAUUUUCUUUUCACGUAAGAGGAGUCUCUAAUUGCAUGUUAGACUCCUGGAAGGAAAGGGAAGAACACCAACCAAUGUUUGAUUAAGCACUUUAUGCUCCUUUGAGAAGAAAUAAAGGUGGUAUGUAUGUGAUUUAUGUCCUAAUUGGGACUCAGGAUAUGAGUGUUGAGCCAACAUUCAGAGAAAAGCCUCUUUUCCUCUGAUUUGGACUGGGCAUUAUGUCCAAGGAUGAUGGAAACUGGAAGACAGGGUACAGAGUGCCUACUCUGGUGUAAAGACCCCUGUGCCCUGGACCCCAACGGGUUCUUCGAUGCACUUAGAAUGUCUGCCUCUCUGAAGUCACUGACAAAGUGAAUUGCUGCUUCUGGUGGAGAAAGUCUAGGCUUCCCUUCAUAUGUGUAAUGGAACUAACUCUAAAGUCUGUGACAGAAUAGAAGAAUCAUUUGGAAGUUUCUUUGUAUGAAGAGAUGGGAGAGCCAGCAGAUCCCAAAUGAGAUAGUGGGUGCUUCAGUGUGUGUGUGGGGGGGG